AUGCUGAAAAUUAAGAGAGCUGGUGAUGAUCUAACAGAAAGCUCCAAAAAGAACAAGAGAAUCUGCACUGACGGAGCAGAGACACUUGAUCUGUUGACUUCAGGUGAAUUACAUCCGGAUGGCAGUUCGGAAGAACCGAUUGAUAGCUUUAGUGAUUCUGGUCAAAGUGUCUGGAGUGAGCUCAGUAAAGAAGUCACCUCAAAAAUUUCUAGAACUGUUGUCUCCCUUGCUUUGUCUGAUGGACAUUCGGUGUUAUUUGCAUGCUCGGGCAUAGCCUUGCAAUGUGGGAUGCAAGCCACAAGGUUUCUGACUUCAGCAAGUUUGAUUAAAGCUUUCAAUGAUAAAAAAAGAGAAGGCCAUGAUAGCUUGAAAAUUGAAGUGUGUCGCAACGGUGAUGUUGCCAGAGGGUUAUUGGGAUACUAUGAUUUGGAUCAGGGGAUUGCUCUUGUCUACAUAGUGUUCGUCACCCUUGGUGUUCAUCCAGUGGAUCUGAAGAUAUUAAUGGCCACAAGUGGGAUAUUACCUAAUGAUUCAAGUGGAUCUGAAGAUGGCAAACAGCUUAUGCUUUCCACUUGUAAAAUCUCUGAGGCUUGGGAAGGUGGGCCACUUUUUGAUUGUGAUGGGAACCUUUUUGGCAUGAACCUUUCUUUGGUUGCGGAAAGAACUUCCUUCGUGCCAAGGAGUACAAUUAUCAAAUGGUUGGAGAAAUUUAAGCCAAAAAGGGAAGUUGAGAGGUUCAGUUCCCACAAGGAUAUGAAAAUACAGAGGCCAGUGCAGCCCAUGCCAUAUUGCACCUAUGCAAGAGACAGAUCUGGUGAUCUAGACUCCUUGGGUUAUCCAAAGCCAUCAAAAACCAUUGUCAGUGAGGGCUUGGUUUUGGUUAAUACCUUCGAAGAGACUUUUGGUGACAUAUAUGAUUCUGGUAAAGGUAUCUGGAGCCAACUCACAGAAAUGGGUUCUCAUAGUUUACCUCGACGAGUUGUCGCACUCGCUUCAUUCAGCGGAGAAAGGAGGUUUUUCGCAUGCACAGGCUUAUUUAUUGAAUGGAAUGGAUGCACCCCCAUUCUGACUUCAGCGAGUUUGGUUAGUGAUCCUAAAGAUGGAAACAAGAUUGCUGAAAAGUUGAAGAUUGAAGUUUUGCUUCCAAACAAUAAAUGCAAAGAAGGGGAAUUGCGAUAUUGUAAUUUACACUACAAUGUUGCUCUUGUCGUUGUCAAGGAUUUCUGCUGUCUUCGUCCAGUUAGAAUUCAUGAAGAUUGGUGGAAUCCUCUAAUUCUGGAAGAUUCCAAUGUAGUAGCUGUGGGGCGCUGCUUCAAAUCUGGCAGGUUAAUGGCUGCACAUGGGAGACUAACUGACUGGUCAGGCGUGCUUGACUACAGAGAUCUUAGGUACUCCAGUUGUAAGAUCACUAAGGCUGGGAUUGGUGGGCCUCUGAUUGACUUUAAAGGGAGAUUUGUUGGCAUGAACUUCUAUGAUAAGAAAAUAGGAACCCCGUUCUUGUUCAGGGAUUGUAUUAUUCGAGUGCUGGCACAUUUUAAGGAAAAUGGGACUGUUGAAGUUGGCAGCGGUAAACCAAUCAGGUGGCCGGUGCCCAUACCGUGUUGGCGUCAUCCGGACGAUGAGCUCAAAGAUUCGCUCCCACUUGGCCACGGGGAAAAAUCUGGGAGGUAUGGAUUCACAUAUGUGGAUGGAGACAGGGUUGACAACCAUAGAUCUCGUCAUGCCCUUGAUCUGCUCCGUUGA
This is a messenger RNA of Triticum turgidum subsp. durum (durum wheat), 1743 nucleotides long. The record is from the annotation of a GenBank genome assembly. NCBI's taxonomy places the organism in Eukaryota, Viridiplantae, Streptophyta, Magnoliopsida, Poales, Poaceae.